Closterium sp. NIES-65 is the source of this 1446-nucleotide messenger RNA. The record is from the annotation of a GenBank genome assembly. NCBI's taxonomy places the organism in Eukaryota, Viridiplantae, Streptophyta, Zygnematophyceae, Desmidiales, Closteriaceae.
AUGUACAUCACCCUCUUCUACCUAGUCACCCGUCUCCUUGACUCCCUUUGCUCAGUCAGGGACCACUUUCUCUCCCUUUGCCCCACCGAGCUCACCGUCGACCUGCUAGAGGAGCGCCUUACUACAGCUGAGAAGAGUAUUGUUGCUGUAGGUGCUUCUCGCAGCGACCCUCGUGCCCCUUUCUUUGAGGGGUGUUCCCCCGUUCCCCUUCUGCCCUCUGUUGCUUCUGCUACUGGUGUCGACCUCGUUGGCACCGAGGAGGUCGGGGCUGCGUCUGCUCCUAGUGUAAGGCGCCGCAGCGGCAAGGGCAAGGGGGGCAAAGGUGGUGGAGGGGACGGCGGGGGCGGCAGUGGUGGCGGUGGAGGAGGCGGAGGGGGUGGGGGUGGAGGCAAGGGUGGUGGUGGGAGUGGGAGCGUUGGUGGCGGCGGUGGAGGUGGUGGAGGCAGCGGCAGCGGUGGUGGAGGCAACAGCAAUGGCGGUGGAGGCAGUAGCAGCGACGGUGGAGGUGGCGGCGGCGCUGGUGCUGGUCGGUGUGGAGCCGCGCAGCGUGGAGGCUUUGGCGGUAGCCAGUGCCAGCAGCAGCCGCGUUCCCGUGAGACCCCGUCGCCCCAGCAGCUUCGUGAGUGGUACGCUGGGCGUGGGAGGUGCUUCCCGCUCCUCCUUCGCGACAGCACCUCACUCACGCUGCUCAGCCGGCCGGUUGCAGUCUCCCUGGCGGACCCCUCAGGGGGCCCAGUCAUUGCGCACUCCUCUACGGUUCUGCCGUGUUCGGCGGUCCCAUCUGGCUCACUGUCGGGUCUCCACCUCCCCUCGUUCUCUACGAACUUGGUGAGUGGAGCUGACCUCCAGGAUGUGUGGGUUGACCAGUUCACUCCUGGAGGUCAGCUAGCGCCCCCCUGCUCGUGUCGCGCUUUGUCACACCAGACCGUCCUUUGGCACCACCGUCUUGGUCACCCCUCGGUGCAGCGCCUCCGUGGCAUGCACCGACGUCUCGUCUCUAGACUUCAAGAGACCAUGCCUCCUCUCCCACCCUCGCCUACCCCUCCCUGCCUUCCCCGUGUCGAGGGGCGGCAGCGCGGCGCUCCUCACUCCUCCUCGUUUCCCCCGACGACUGCUCCCCUGCAGAUCCUACACAUGGACGUGUGGGGCCCAGCCCGCGUCCGUGGACAGGACCGCGAGCGGUACUUUUUGCUGGUCGUUGACGACUACACGCGUUACACCACGGUCAUCCCCUUGCGCACCAAGGGCGAGGUCCCUGAUGUUUUGAUCCCUUGGAUCCGCGCUGCCCGUCUCCAGCUCCGCAAGUUGUUCGAGACGGAAUUUCUCGUCCUGCGUCUGCACUCUCACAGAGGUGGUGAGUUUGCCUCUGACUUUCUGCGGGACUUUUGUCGUGGGGAGGGCAUUCACCGCAGCAGAAUGGGGUUGCUGAGCACCGCAUUGGCUUAG